Messenger RNA from Daphnia carinata, 2035 nucleotides. Its product is annotated as keratin, type I cytoskeletal 9-like. The record is from RefSeq and is a predicted model, not a curated record. The transcript has 9 exons. NCBI's taxonomy places the organism in Eukaryota, Metazoa, Arthropoda, Branchiopoda, Diplostraca, Daphniidae. Bases 144 to 1838 code for a protein of 564 amino acids.
GGCGUUUCAUUUUCGUAAGGAGUUAUAAAAGGGACUCUAGGUUAGCUGGCUCGGUCACAUCGUCACCAACUCUUUGCUCAUUUGGAUAUUAAUGACUUAAUAGUGAUCACAUCAGCGGCCCGCAAAAUUUCACGUAGCCCGCGAUGGCUAUUCCUAAAGUCUUGCUGGUUAUUGCGGUUACAGUGGCUGUGGUCUACGCCCUAGAGCCUGUUAAAGGAGACUUAGCAGUUGCUGAAACCAAAGGCAAAAAAGUUGUAUACGUUCAAGAAAGUGGUUACGGAGGCGGUUACGAUGAUAGCAGCUACGGUAGCAGUUACGGUGGAGGUAGCAGCUACGGAAGCAGUUACGGUGGACACGACGAUUAUGUCGUGGUUAAAAGCAAAGGAAAAGAGAAAGGCAAAGGCAAAGGCGUUCGUACCAGUUACGGUUAUGACGGCCCUAGCAACUAUGGCAGCAACUAUGGCAGCAACUAUGGAAGCAACUAUGGCAGCAACUAUGGCAGCAACUAUGGCAGCAGCUAUGGCGACCACGACGAUUACAAAGUUGUUGUGAAGAGUAAAGGCAAAGGUAAAGGUAAAGGAGUUAGUACGAGCUACGGUUACGACAGUCAUAGCAGCUACGGAGGCAGUAGUUAUGGCGGAAGCAGUUAUGGAAGUGGUGGCUAUAGCGACAAGGGUAGCAGCUACGAUGGAGGUUAUCAAGUUGUCUUGGUACAUAAGGCGAAAGGCAAGGGACACGGCAAAGGAAAGGGACACGGCCACGAUUACGAUGAUUACAAUAGCGGGUACGGUGGUGGCGGUGGAUAUGGUGGUGGACAUAGCGGUGGUUACGUGAAAGUCAAAGCCAAGAAAGUAAAAGGACAUAUAGUUCCCGUUAAGUCGAGCUACAGUUCUGGCGGUGGAUAUAGUAGUGGGUAUGGCGGCGGAGGAGGAGGAGGAUACUCCAGCGGAUAUAAGAGUGGAGGCGGUGGUAGUGGAGGAUCUGAUUCAAGUGAUGAAGACAGUAGCAGCGGAGGAGGUGGCGGAGGUGGAUAUCAAAGUGGCAGUGCAAAAGCUUCCAGCGUAUCUGCUGUGGUAGCGGCGCCUGUGGCCGUCGCUGAUGGAACAGGCAGUGCAUCCGUAGGAGAAGCAUCCGGUACUAUUGCGUCUGCAAUCGUGACAAGUGAGGCCAUCACGAGCGGAGAUAGUGGUGUAAGUGUUGCUGCAGCUGAUGCAACCGCAACGGCUGUGGUGGCUGAAUCCGGCGGAGGCGAUGAAACUAGGAGUGCAGCGGUAGCGACAGCUGAUGCAUCCGCAUCGGGUGGCGAAACCGGUGGAGGUGAAGCUGCUGCAAGCGCAACUGGCACAGCUGAAGCAUCAGCUGAUGGAGGAGGUGACGGUGCCGCCGGAUCGAAACGAAGCGUUGAAACUGCAACCAACGAAAAGGAUAAAAACGUCAUAGUUGCUGAAACUAAGCCUAAAAUACCUGCCAAUGGAUUUAGCAUUCCUCCAGCUCUUGCUGAUUCUUCUCCUACCAGUGCUCCUUCAAACAAUCGUUCACCUUCGGCCAGUCGUGGUCCUUCAGAUGGCCGUUCUCCUUCGCCCAGCCGUCCACCUUCCAAUAACAGGCCGUCAUCCAAUAACAGACCAUCUUCCAAUCGUCCUCCAUCGAAUCGUCCUCCUGUUAAUCGGUCACCAAACGCAAAUCGUCCACCGCAGAGUGGGCGUAUUCCACCGCCAUCCAGCCGCGCUCAGCCGUCGUUUGUUCGUUCUGAAAGAGCUCGUCCACCAGCAUCUUCUAGCACGAGCUUGCUCGAUCAACCUUGGCCGAAACCGAUACAGUUUCUAGUACCUUCGUAAAUUGAUCUGUGACCUACGAGACUGGAUAAAACACGACUGCGGUUUAUAUUCAAUUCGGAGUUAAACAGAGAAUAUAGUUAAAUAUUAUAACAGAUAUUAUAUUACUAUUUAAAUAUUACGAGAUGGGUAGUACUCGCUAAUUCACUCUAUCGCUAUUUGUUGAAAUAAAAGCACAAUAAAAUUUAUAGGGGUUCAAA